AAGAGAGAGAGGGGGGGAGAAAGCCGACGUUUCCAUAAGAAAACGCAAUAACAGUAAAACAAAAAUUAAAAAACAGGGGGGGGGGGAAGAGAGGGGAGGAGGGAGAGAUCUGUAAGGGUGUCUCACGUUCUUGUUAUAUCCGUGCCUUAAUUAGGGCUUUUUCCCCCUCUCUCCUGUGCUCUCCCUCCUCUGCCCCUCUCCAAGAUAUCGUCGCUUAAUUCGUUCUGUGAUUCGACUAUUUUUUCUUUCGAUUCGUGUAUUUUUUUCGGAGAUCUGAGCUUCUUGUCCAUUCUUUGUGUGAGUUUUUCUUUGUUUUGAGAUUCGUUGCCGGGCGGCGUCGGAGUUGGAAUCCUUGGGCCGGUGCUACGGGAAGCAUCAGAGAUUUUGGUGUAAAUCGGGCGGGUCUUGGGGUUUGGGCAUGGCUUCGGCGCACGUCCUGCCAAAUUCUGCCGCUUCUUCACGCAAAGGCCAUCUCGAAGCUGGGAAGAAACGGCUAGAGGAGUUCCGUAGGCAGAAGGCUGCUAAGAAGGCAGCAUCUACUGGCCAGUUGCAGCCAGCUGAUGUUGACCAACAUGGUAAACAUACUCAAAAUAGUGAGCAUGUGAGAGAUGGAUCUGUAUCUGGUAGGGAUGGUAUUACUGUCACCAAUCCUUCUGGGUCAGUUACAUCUCAUGAAAAUAAGACAGUUAGUCCUUCCCAAAGCACUGAUGCUGGUUCCUCAAAUGGGACAUCUGCAACCUCUUCCUCCUGGCUUAGCAGCAAUAAUGCAUUAUAUGGAGAUUCAGAGCAAGAACCUGCAAGGGACGAGGUUUCUAAAUUAUAUGGAAGCUCAGGCUUUUCUCAGCUGGACAAUGGUUAUUAUGACCACUUUAGAGAGAACACUGAGUUUACUCGUACCAAAUCUGAGCCAACUGAUGUUAUUACAGGAGAUCAGCUUAUUAGUUUAGAUUCGCUUCAUGCAAAGCCAAACAUUGAUGAGAAAACAAACCAUUCAGGUUUUCUUCCUGAGAGGUCAGAAAGUGUUUCUACUCAUAAGAGGUUGGGGCUUCCCAGCACUUCAACCGACACAUCUGGAGUACGUAAAGACUCAUUUCUUGGAGUGGAGCAACCUAUUCGUGGUGGCAACAUGGACUAUCAUAGUGCUUUGGGUAUAAAUACAGGAGGGGGGCAGAUUGCUGAUGCCAUUAGUCGUCGCCUCAAUGUUGGCAGUGCACCUUGGCAUGCAUCAGAACCACCAUCUGCAGAUUUUCGCUUAGCUUUUAGAAGUUCUUCUAACCAAAAUCAAUUUCCUUCAUCUGGCUAUGGAACUACUUUUGGUCGAUCUCGCCCAUCUUUUCUUGACUCCCUUGGUGUGCCUAGGGUAUCUUAUAUGCCUUAUGACAAGCCUGAGAAAGCUAAUCCUCCAUCAUCUUUUAGUAGUUCAAAUUUUGACAGUACAGAGACUCACUCAUCAUCUUCUCAGAAAAUGCUGUCUGCGGAGCUCGUCACUAUUGAGCAAUCUUAUGAUUCGAGAACUAUGGAUGUUAAUAUUGAAAAGGAGCCAUCCUUGACUUCUGUUUCUAAUGAUACACCACUUUUGGAUCUGGGAGUAGGGGAUCAGGAUAUGCAGGAGGAUCAUGAUAUGCAGAGUGACCAUAAUAUCCCAAUUCUGAAGAAAGAUGAAGAUUUUGCAGCAUUGGAGCAGCACAUUGAAGAUUUGACACAAGAAAAGUUUUCUCUGCAACGAGCUCUGGACACAUCACGAACACUAGCAGAGUCGUUGGCUGCUGAGAAUUCAUCUCUGACUGAGAGCUAUAACCAACAGGGAAAGGCUAUCAGCCAGCUAAAAUUCGACAUGGAAGGGCUGCAGGAAGAAAUCAAGGCUCAACUACUGGCACUUGAGUCUGUCAAAAUGGAAUAUGCAAAUGCACAGCUAGAAUGCAAUGCUGCUGAUGAAAGAGCGAAAAUACUUGCAUCUGAAGUCAUUAGCUUAGAAGAGAAGGCACUCAAACUGAGGUCAAAUGAGCUAAAGCUGGAAAAACAACUGGAGAAUUUGAGUUCUGAAAUCCCUUCAUACAGACGUAAGGUCUCUAUUUUAGAGAAAGAACGCCAGGAUUUCCAGUCCACCAUCAAUGCUUUGCAGGAAGAGAAAAAAGUUCUGCAGUCUAAACUACGGAAAGCAUCUACAGAUGGGAAAAUCAAAGAUUCAAAAAAAGCUUCCCCUAGUAGAAGAGAUGCGUCUACUUCUACAGAGGAUUUAGGUGCUGAAAAUGUGAAUCUGGUUGAUGGGGAGGCUACUGGUCCAGAAACAAUGCUCAACGAUAGCCUAAAUGCAUUGCAAGAUAUCAGCUUAUUCAUGUCUCUUCCCGAAGAUGGAAGAUUAUAUCUUCCAGAUGGAUCUGGUGGUAUUCCAGUAGAUCAGCUUAGAAUGAUUGACAACAUCAAUACGUUGAUAUCUGAGCUAGCACUGGAGAAAGAAGAGGUGGUGCGAGCUCUCAAAAUUGAAUCAUCAAAUUGUUCCAAGCUGAAGGACUUGAACAAGGAUCUAUCACAAAAGCUGGAGGCACAGACCCAGAGGUUAGAGCUCAUGACUGCUCAACGGAUGGCUGAUGAGAAUGUUUUGGCAAAGCCUGUAGAUUCCCAUAUCAUGCAUGAUAAAAUAGAAUAUGCUGAUGAAGGCGAUGAGGUAGUUGAGAGGGUCUUGGGUUGGAUAAUGAAGCUCUUCCCUGGAGGCCCGGCAAAGCGGCGAACAAGCAAGCUUCUGUAAUGGAGGAAAGACUUUAUGAUAUAAUGGUGAUACUAUCAUUAAUUUUUUUUACUAAUGAUAGAAUGGAGGUCUUCAAAUCUGUAUAUUAGGUCGUUAAAUCUAGUCAUUCUUUUUUCUUUAAUAGAAGAUAAAAAUGGAAUACUUAGUAUUCCUUCCAUGAAUCAUGUAUGGUACACCCAGUGAUCGGAAAUAAAAGAAUGUACCCCAUCAUUCUUUUUGCUGAAAGCUGUUUAGUGUACCCUUUGGGGGUGAUAAGUGUACAAAGGAACUCUGUUGUUACUUGUAUCUUUUUUUCUUUUCCCCAUUUCUAAUUUGCUGUAUCUAGAGAGAGAGUUUGGUGUUUGGCUUGGGACUGACCCCCGGCUUGUGCUUUACUCCUUUGAUGAUGAUGAUUCAGACAUGAUACAUUCUUGUAAGCAUUCUUGUAAAUGGUGAACAUGUAAAACUUUGCCUAGCACAGAGGAUGAUAAAGAUGAAAUCAAAUUCUCGAGACAA
Molecule: messenger RNA, 3241 nt
Organism: Phoenix dactylifera (date palm)
Lineage: Eukaryota; Viridiplantae; Streptophyta; Magnoliopsida; Arecales; Arecaceae
Product: protein BLISTER-like
Biological process (GO): regulation of growth
Source: RefSeq, a predicted model, not a curated record